GCGGCCAGCGGUGGAAGGAGAGCGGCUCAGCAGGCAGCGUGGUGCCCUUGGUUCCCCAGCAUGGCCCCCUCGGCCUGGGCCAUCUGCUGCCUCCUGGGGGGCCUCCUGCUCCGCAGGGGCAGCACCAGCCCUGGCCCCAGCGUGCCCCGCCUGCGGCUCUCCUACCGAGAUCUCCUGUCUGCCAACCGUUCCGCUGUCUUUCUGGGUCCCCGGGGCUCCCUGGACCUUCGGGCCAUGUACCUGGAUGAGUACCGGGACCGCCUUUUUCUGGGGGGCCGCGAUGCCAUCUACUCUCUGCGGCUAGACCAGUCGUGGCUGGAUCCCCGGGAGGUCCUGUGGCCACCGCAUCCAGGACAGAAGGACGAGUGUGUUCGCAAGGGAAGAGAUCCCUUGGUGGAGUGUGCCAACUUUGUACGGGUGCUGCGGCCCUACAACCGGACCCACCUGCUGGCGUGUGGCACUGGGGCCUUUCAGCCCACCUGUGCCCUCAUCACAGUCGGGCAUCGUGGGGAGCAUGUACUCCACCUUGAGCCCGGCAGUGUGGCAAGUGGGCGGGGGCGGUGCCCACAUGAGCCCAGCAGUCCCUUCGCCAGCACCUUUGUAGGUGGGGAGCUCUACACGGGUCUCACGGCUGACUUCCUGGGGCGCGAGGCCAUGAUCUUCCGGAGUGGGGGUCCUCGGCCAGCUUUGCGUUCUGACUCUGACCAGAACCUCCUACAUGACCCGCGGUUCGUGAUGGCCGCCCGGAUCGCCGACAACUCGGACCAGGAUGAUGACAAGGUGUACUUCUUCUUCUCGGAAACUGUGCCCUCGCCCGAUGGUGGCCCAGGCCGUGUCACCGUCAGCCGCGUGGGCCGUGUCUGCGUGAAUGACGCAGGCGGCCAGCGAGUGCUGGUGAACAAAUGGAGCACUUUUCUCAAGGCCAGGCUGGUGUGCUCCGUGCCUGGCCCUGGUGGUGCCGAGACCCACUUUGACCAGCUGGAGGAUGUGUUCCUGCUGUGGCCCAGCUCAGGGAAGACCCUUGAGGUGUAUGCUCUGUUCAGCACAGUCAGUGCCGUGUUCCAGGGGUUCGCUGUCUGUGUGUACCACAUGGAGGAUAUCUGGGAGGUCUUCAAGGGGCCCUUUGCCCACCAAGAUGGUCCCCAGCACCAGUGGGGACCCUAUGGAGGCAAGGUGCCCUUCCCUCGGCCUGGAGUGUGCCCCAGCAAGAUGACAGCACAGCCAGGACGACCCUUUGGCAGCACCAAGAACUACCCAGACGAGGUGCUGCAAUUUGCCCGAGCCCACCCACUUAUGUUCCAGACUGUGCGGCCACGGCUGGGCCGCCCCAUCCUUGUCAAAACGCACCCGGCCCAGCAGUUGCAUCAGAUCGUGGUGGACCGCGUGGAGGCAGAGGACGGGACCUAUGACGUCAUCUUCCUGGGGACUGACUCAGGCUCCGUGCUCAAGGUCCUCGCCCUCCAGGGUGGGGGCUCCACUGAGUCCGAGGAAGUGGUCUUGGAGGAGCUCCAGGUGUUUAAGGUGCCAACACCCAUCACUGAGAUGGAGAUCUCUGUCAAAAGGCAAAUGCUGUAUGUGGGCUCGAGGCUCGGCGUGGCCCAGCUGCGGCUGCACCGCUGUGAAACUUACGGCAGCGCCUGCGCCGAGUGCUGCCUGGCCCGAGACCCAUACUGUGCUUGGGACGGCGCCUCCUGCACCCGCUACCGGCCCGGCAGCGGCACGCACCGGUCCCGCAGGCAGGACGUUCGGCAUGGCAACCCUGCCCUGCAGUGUCUGGCCGAGAGCCAGGAAGAGGAGGCUGAAGGCCCCGCAGUGGCCACCACAGUCUACGGCACAGAGCACAACAGCACCUUCCUGGAGUGCCUGCCCAGGUCCUCCCAGGCAGCCGUGCUCUGGCUUCUGCAGAAGCCAGGAGGCCAGGGGCCCGACCAGGUAAAGACGGAUGAGCGAGUCCUGCAGACCGAGCAGGGGCUGCUGUUCCGAAGACUCAGCCCCCUGGACGCCGGAAUCUACACCUGUAAGACACUGGAGCAUGGCUUCUCCCAGACCGUGGUCCGCCUGGCGCUGGAGGUGAUCGUGGCCUCGCAGCUCAACAGCCUGUUUCCUCGGGAGCCAAGACCAGAGGAGCCCCCCGCCCGGGGAGGCCUGGCCGCUACCCCCUCCAAGGCCUGGUAUAAGGACAUCCUGCAGCUCAUCGGCUUCGCCAACCUGCCGCGGGUGGACGAGUACUGUGAGCGCGUGUGGUGCUCCUCCAGGAGCCGGAGCAAACAGGCCAAGGGCAAGAGCUGGGCGGGGCUGGAGCUGGGCAAGAAGGUGAAGAGCCGGGUGCAGGCCGAGCGCAAUCGGACGCCCCGGGAGGUGGAGGCCACAUAGGAGAGCGUGGAGGAGAGGGUGGUCGGGAUGGACCGGGUGGCCCGGCAGCCCCCAGAUUCUCCCACCCACCCAGCUAGGGCAGAGGGGGGCCAACAUGCCCAAUUGCCUCUUAGAGAUGGGAGUCUCUGCCCCCCAUACUUCUACCAGGCUGCCCACAGGAAAGGCUGGGGCCCAAUGGAGGGGCCCCGUGUCCGAGACCUGUUCCCUGCCCCUCUGUGCUCCCAGUCCUAGGCUGGAGCCAGCACCCUCUGGCUGCUGCCAGCCCCGGUGGGCCUGCUGUUUGUUCUCAGAUAUGGCCCCCAGAGCGCAUUUCCGCUUGUGCCCGGCCCUGCGAAGGCUGGGUGGUUCUUUCCCAGCCAGCAGAACAAUGGCCAUUCUGAGUGGGUGUGUGGGUGCGUCCGAGGAGGUGCCUGGGCAGGGGGCCCUCAGGCAGCCAGAGGAGGAUGGAAGUACCCUCUAAGCUAGCACCCAUCAAGAGGACCUAGCGUGACUUGGGGUGGGGAAGGGAAGGUGCUGGGAAGGUGGCACAGCAAGACCUCCCCUUACUUUGUGCCCUGAUAUCUUGGUGGCUCCCUGCUGCUGCCCACCCCUCUUCUCCAUGACAGAAUCAUAGAAGUGUAGACAGCCCGAGCUCCUUGGCACCCAGGGGUGGUCUGGGUCUCAGGCCCUACUUCAUAAACCAAGCGGUGUCUCACAGUCUGACUUGCCUUUCCCAGACCCCAAGUGGCCAGGCCAGGUUCCCUGGGAUGCCCAGAGCUCCUGCCGGGAUUCUCCCUUCCCACCGUCAGGGUCUUCAUGCUGAUGAUCAGGGAGAGGGUGGAUUCUAGGAGAAUGUCAUCCCCCCUCACUGUGGACUUGGGGUGGGGCGAGGGGAGCUGGAAUGGGCAGGCCAGGAGGAGGGGGCUGUCUUUCACUGGGCAAUGCAAGCAUGCCCACAGCUGGGGAGGGCGGAAUGUGGCGGCUCCCUCAGCAAGCUGCAGCUGGUGGGAGGACCAGUUGCACGUGAUUUGCCCGGGGGCACAGAGGACUGGAGGCUUCUGGGAUGGGGAAAGGGUGAGAGGCGCUAGCAUGGGCUAUGGGACCCCAGGACAGGCAUUCUCAAGAACCCAGGAUAGCAUCAGUUAGCUCAGGAGCCACAGGAAAACCAGAUGUUUCCCACCCUGGAAUCUUUGGUUUCUACUAAGUAAGGGUUGGUGGUGAAUGGUUUCAUUUAUGAAGACUUCUCUCUUUUAAGGGAAAAAAAAAAUGGAGGGCAAGAGCCUGUUAAGUCCUGCCGGUUCUUGGGGGUGAGGCUCGGGGCCAGGAUGCAUUUUGUCUGGGUGUGUAGGGAGGUGUUUUUGCCAUCAGCGGCGAUGUGUUUCUUGGACUGGGGAGCACGGAGGGGAGGAGGAGGAGGACUGAAUGAAAAGUCAUCCCCAGCCUGCAAAUGAGCAGGUUAGUGACGCACAAAACCAACUGGAGGGGGACAAGAGUUUCAGGUUCGAGAUUCCCUCCGUGAGAACAACCAAGAGGAAGAAAGGAGGAAAAAAAAAAACAGAUAAAAAGCAGGACAGGACUUCCUGCUCCAUUGAACUCAAACCCAGACUGUGAGUCUAGCCUUGGAUCUUAUCUGAGUCACCCCGACACACCCAGAGAACUGGGGUCCGAAAUAGGCCCCCCUUUCCUCUUUGACUUCACGGGCAGUGAACCAGAGGCACUGAGAUUGACUUGACAACCCCUUGGGAAUCCUCGGGCCUGGGGUUGCUGUGGCUGGGAUGUCUGCAGAUAAAAGCAGAGGAGAGGAGGACUGUGGGGAGGGGGGCUGGAGAAGGGAGCAGAGGCCAUGGAAGAGUGGCAAGAAAGAGCACGGAGCCCCAGGAAUGGGUGCUCAGGGCUGCAGCCCCUCUAUUCCAGAGAAGCAAGGAAGAAAUGUCCAGGCUCUCAGUGUCCUCUAGGCUGGACCCAGGCAUGGCCGCUGCAGGCAUGGCCGCUCCAGGCAGGGUUCUCUGGGGGAAGUUACUCUGGAAAAUGGAAGAGGAGCUCAAAAUCCUGAACAACGAACACCUGCCCUUAGAAAAUUAUGGACAGCUUCUGCCAACUCACCACACCUCCCACCCCUGUGGUACUGUGUGUGAUUAACUCCUGGAAAUGCCUCUAUGUGUGAAUUCUAUUUUUAUAUUCAUAUGUUGAGAUCGGCCCUGUGGUUUCUCUGUCUUCAGAGCACACUUCACAUAAUUACUAUUGUUAUUUUUAUUGUCAUGACCACCUCUGUGCUCUGAUGAGGAUACACGGUGGUCUACCACACAGACCUACAAAGAGAGCGAUGAAAUGAAUAUUUAUAUCACAUAAUUAUAUCAUUAUUGUAUCUCUGUAUUUCUGUUCUAAAUUGACUGAUGCCAUCUGUGUGAGCUAGAAAGGAAGAGCCUCUCCAUCCAUUCCAGGAGGGAGAAGGCCACCGUAAGGGGUAUAUUCUAGAAGGGAGGGAGAUGGGCAUGAGGGGAAGGAAGGAAGGAGUCAAAGGGCUUUGUCUAGGAAACUGAGAUGGCUUAUUAAGUUAAGAAACUCCUGCCCCUCAGGCUUCUGAGACUGACCUUCAUGGGCUUCAGGAAGAUCUUGAGUCAGAAAGAAAAAAAGAAUGCUGGCAAAGGGCAGCUGAGCACGUAGGCAGCCUUGUUCCUUUUCCACAAUAACACUUGAUAUUUCUAACAGCAACACUUGGCCUGGUGCCUGUCUUCGUCUUGGGCCACAUACCAACGUAUAUUAAGGCCACUGUGCUCUUGCCUGGGGUGCUGGGCUGUGCUAUAGGGGUUGAAGAUUCUGAGGAGGAGGGGAAGUCUGGAUGCUGCUGAAGGUGCCACUGACCGAUGGCUCCCACUCCCCCAGUGACAUUAUGCCCCUGCCCAAAUAACAGAGCCCAGUGCUGCUGCAGGGAGAUGGCAAAAGACGGGCGCGAUUCGAAGGUGGGAUGGACAUCUUGCCAGGGAGACUAGGUUCUUGCUAGUGUGCUGAGUACAGGCCCUCAGCCCACACUAGAGCAGGCGGCUUAACAAGUCGGUCGGUCAUCUGUCCCAUCUUGCAGCCCAGCAGCGGGGCCCCUCCUCUUGCCCCUGGGCCUGGCAGAACGGAACCGCGGUGCCCUGCCCUAAGCUUCCACCACCACCGCCUGAGAAACAUCGUCAGCCCCCACUUGGCACGGAGUGUAGGCCUGGUAGGCACUUGACCUCCACAGCCCCUUCUCUCCCUAGGCCACAGCAGCUCUGUUCCCCCCUUCCCACCCCUUGGGCUUGGACUUCUCCCCCUCAUUCUUCCUACCUUGAGUCCUAUUUCCUGCCUCGGGGGCCUCCCUCUCUCUGGAAGCUUUUUCCUCCAAAUCUCAUACAUCCCCUAGUCUUUGGGCCAGUGUCACCAUUUCCCAAAUGGGUUUAGCAUGAUAAGGGUCAAAUAAAUAUGGGGAUUUCUGUCCCUUGAGCCCCCACAGUAGCUGCUGUGUGUGCAGCCCGUUUGCCCUGUGAAACGCCUAAGAAGCCCAGGAUGAUGUCCCAUUAAUUUGCAUGUCUGCUGUGAGCUACAGGAUUCUCCCAAACCUGGGGUCCUUUUUUCCCCAUCAAGUAAUCACCAUCUCAUGCUUCUACUGUUUUGAAGCAUACUUUGGGAAAACACGGGUUUGAUUAAUUCCUUCCCCUGCCAUGUGAGAUUAGUUUAUUGAUCUCUGCUUUCUAAGCCUGUAAACUCUGGAGGCCCUGGCCUCCCAGAUGGAAGAGCCACAACUUGGCUUCCCAUGCCAGGCACUGAGCAGGACCCGCCAUCCCAGGGCUAGGGCUGCCAAGCCACCAGUCUGCUGGCCCUGGGGCCUGGCCUCUGCCCAUCCUCCCAUACCCAGUCUGCCUCCACAGCCCACUUCCUGGCAAGAUCCUCUGUGGGUGGCUAGGGUUCCCCCCAAGUCUAUGGCUUUCCAGCAGUCCAACAGACUCUUUCUAAGGAAGGCUGGGGGUAGGGAGGGAGCAGAAUAGAGGAGGAAAGCAGCUCUUCACACUUUCUCAAAUGGUCCCCUUGCACUCAGCGAAGCCCAGGUCAGUUUCUAGACAUCCCUCGACUCCCCCAGUUGGAAGAGGGAGCAGGCAGCAGCCAUCAGGAGCCAGACUGUCCUCUCCAUGGGUCCAGAUGCAGCUUCAGCAGGGGUGGGGGGUUGGGCAGGGAACUCACUCGCGUGCCUCUGCCAGUCCAGUGCACUGAGGCUUCUCCAGCCAGCCACAUCACCUUCUUAGAGCUAGGAGACAGCCCCAUUUCCAUUCCUAGUUAGGGAUCCACCCCAGCCUUCCCCAAGUGCUGGUUCUCAGGGUCUCCCAAAGGAGAAGUUUCAGGCCACACCAAGAUCAAAUCCCCAAGGUUUCCUGACUACAAACUUGGCCCUGGUGUAGGGAGACGGCGAGUGGGUGGAGCUAGGUUUCAUACAAUACCUGCCGAGGAACUUAAGGGCUGUUGGGCCCCUGCCCUGUCUCCCCUUCCGGACUCACCCCCCACCCCUGGGGAACAGGAGAUGAGGCAACAGCAGCUGUGGCCCUGUGCCCGCUUCCCACUGCCCCGCCCCUGCUCACCCUUGCCGUGGGUACUGGGUACCGCUACUGGGCCCAUUCCCUAGAGGCCUUGUCCUAAUGAAGCCUUUCACUUUCCCGCUGGAUUUUCACUAAGGAAACUCCUGGUUCCUCAAUGCAGCCUUUUCAAAGAGCAUUCUCCGCUGAGGAUGGGAAGUGUUGCACGGACUCCAGGGAGGCCUCCUAAGGGACACCUGCCCCUAUCCUCACCCUGACCUUAGCAGUCAGCUAGGAGCUUGCACUCAGGGACCCUGCAGAGGGGGACUCAGGUGAUCAGUCCUGACCUCUUUCCCCCAGGGAGGAAGAUGACUGACCGAGUGUACCCUCAUCCAUCCCAAUGGGGUGUGUUUCACUUCCAUAAGCAUCCCACUGGGCAGAGAGGGAAGACCAGGAAAAGGGGACUGGUGUGGGCUUGCAAGGAUUCCAAAAUGAAUCAACAGAGGCCUGCAGCAGAGUCCAGGUGUCUGUCAUCAAAUGGAAAGAACGACAGUAGUAGGGACACACAAAGCCCAGAUAGGCCUGUUAGGAGGACAAGGGUUGGCGGGGGCGGGGGCCUCUGCUCUCACAGAUAAAGGUACAAAAGAAUGAUGUGGCAGACCAGCAGCUUGCUUUAUGGACAUGACCUCAUCUGUUCAUGCUGCCUCCCACCCCCAGCUGAUAAGAAUCUGGUGCUGUUUCCUGUAGUCCAAGGGUCUCAGACAAUGGUGUGAACAGGCUGGCCCUGCUGGAAAGGACAUUGUUUGGGGAAGAAAAAACACACCAGCACAAAGACAGGGCAGGACCUGUCUAAAUGUAAGGGCCUGUUUACAAAUC
Ailuropoda melanoleuca (giant panda) is the source of this 7757-nucleotide messenger RNA. RefSeq names its product semaphorin 3G (gene SEMA3G). Gene Ontology annotation, molecular function: chemorepellent activity; semaphorin receptor binding. The record is from RefSeq and is a predicted model, not a curated record. Gene Ontology annotation, cellular component: plasma membrane. NCBI's taxonomy places the organism in Eukaryota, Metazoa, Chordata, Mammalia, Carnivora, Ursidae. Gene Ontology annotation, biological process: axon guidance; neural crest cell migration; positive regulation of cell migration. The transcript has 16 exons. Bases 61 to 2373 code for a protein of 770 amino acids.